This is a messenger RNA of Phanerochaete carnosa HHB-10118-sp, 1686 nucleotides long. RefSeq lists its product as uncharacterized. Bases 101 to 1276 code for a protein of 391 amino acids. The transcript has a single exon. The record is from RefSeq and is a predicted model, not a curated record. Lineage: Eukaryota; Fungi; Basidiomycota; Agaricomycetes; Polyporales; Phanerochaetaceae.
CGUGCGAUAGUGUACGACGCAGGACAUCAAGGGCCCAGUUGCGAUCCUGGACGCGGCCGUUCUAUCAGCGCCACCGCGGCUGCGCAUCUACCAUAACUUUAUGACGGGCGACGCUGAGCGAUCUCAGCGGGACAACAUCAAAGGCGUGCCCAUACUGCUAGUCGAUUACCUUAUGACCACCGCGCUGAUCAUGGUGACCGAGGUGCAAGAGUGGCUUGACCGCCCACAAACCGCGAAUGGACGCAUACGGAUUCCGGGCAGCUCUCAGCCGGCUGUGCGGACUUGGCUUGCCAUCAUUCAUGGGGAGUUCAUUCCCGAGAGCCCAGACCCGCCUUCGCCCACGCUGACAGCCGUAUCGUCGCUCUGGGAUGAGAGUUCCAACAGAUACUCGAGCGGGGCAGCAUCCCUGUUUAGCGGCCUAACGACACCCUCGACGCCAGCAAGCUCCGCACACGGCCACGGCUCAUUCGUUUUCCCGCGGGAAGAAGAGAUCCCCCCUGUGCCUGCACUACCCGAGACGGUGCGUGCACUGCCAUACGCGGCGUCCCUACCACAACAGACGUAUGCGUCAUUCGAAAACCUUUCUUCGCUUACGUUGCCGCAACCGUCGGCCUCGACCUCGUCACUCUUGUCUCCGGCUCUUGGUUCAAAACGAGGCAAGCGACCAUUGCCAACGCCGCCUAUCCUGAGUUCGCCUUCGGCGCCUCGCCCACUGACAUCCCCAGGCGAUGGUCCCACAUCAUCUUCGGAUAACGCAUCGUUCGAGCGCGACCGUCCAUCUAGUCCGGCGUCAUCAACCAGCUCGACCUCCAUCUCUCGUCGGUCUCGCGUCGGUCGCUCUCUCACGAUUGCAAACAUGCCUCCGCUACAGCCACCGCCGAACCAAGCGCUGCCGCUACCCCCGAAACUGGCGCAAGAAUUCCGUGGUUACACAGCUCCGGAGAGAAACGGCGAGACUAGUGCGUCUGCAAGCGCGUCGGUGCUGCAAGCGGCGAACCCGGAUCCCCUCCCGCCGGACCAGGAGGGACGGAUCCGACGCGAUAUACAAGCGCUGUCAUUGUCGUCUAUGCCAUCGCCGCCGCCGCCACCGCCGCCGCCGAUAAUUGCCUACCCGUCGACAUCUAAUCAGAACGGACUUUUACAGGAUGUGGGCGCGAUCGGCAUGGCGGCGGACAACCGAAGACACUCGUAUGCGGAGAGUGUAUACGAGCAACCUCCGCCAGCGUACGACGCGAUCGACUUUUCGCUUCCUCAAGUGCUUUUGCCGCAUCGGUAAUCUUAGGCUGGACCUCUUUCUUCUGCGCUUCGAAGGUGGUGCCCUUAUUUUUGAUUGGAUCUGCAUACCCUAAAGCGAUAUUUACCCAUACUUUCCUUUCAUCUUCUCCGGCUGUAACUGACGUCUCGUUCGUGUAUUAGAUAAAUCCUUUAAGUUCUGAUUUCCUUUGCUCAUAUCUCCUGUCUGGCCAUUUCGGUCGUACGUACAAAGCAAGUCUUGUCCUUCAUUUUUGCCACAAUCAUCUUCCACACUCGUUGUAAAUGGUACAAUAUCACCUCUUCCUGCUUACGUUGAACGGAUGACGCCAAAGGAAAAGUGUGGAUGUUAUAAUCUAGUCUUUGUGUAUGCGUCCUAUAUGAGUGCGCGUAGUACCAGUUCUAACUUGCUAGGCCGACAUUCGCGGCUUCAAU